CAGCCCCCUGGUGUCCGAGCGGUUUAUUGAACAGAACACAUCGAGCGGCUCCGUUUGAGCUUCACGACUCAAUCGAGAUUAUUUACCCUUUAACUAUUUCCGAUUUUGAGAGUAACAACAUGCUUUUUUGACCGAAGGUGACAAAUCCAUCUAAGAAAAGAAAUGGCUUGGUUCCACCAGGCUUUACAAGGCUCGGGCCAACCAGAUGCAUCCAUGAUGCCCCCUACCGCCGUGGAAGAUCUGCCCCAUACACAGGUCUCUAAGCACACCAUCACACAGUUAGGAAUGUCCGAUGGACAAGGUUGGUCCACCCAUCCUCCAGUAUCCAUCACAGACUUUCCCCCUGCCUCAGGAGGAAUCGUCCCCCAACGUCUGGAAGCUCUGUCCUGCACGUCCCUCAACAUGGGCUCCAGAGAAAACUCCCUGCCGCUGUCUUUUGUGACGCUUCAGGAGCAACGAUGUGUACUUGGUUGGUAUUUUGGAUGGAACGCUGCUCAGAAGCAACGCUUUUUGGAAGAUCUGAUCUCAAAGGCAGUGCCUGGAAAGGUGUCUAGUUUAUUGGACCAGCUCAACACACUACAGGUGAAUGAUCGCCCACCCAACAUUUUUGAAUGCCAGUUAAGACUGUGGACUCAGUGGUUUGAUUCAUGGAGUGAAGAGGAGAGAAAUGCUUUUUUGAACAGCUUGGAGGAAAAGGACCCAACCUUUGUUGCAUACUUCUAUAGCCGGGUUGCUGGAACAGCAGGCAGAGAUUGAGAUUUGCUGCUCCAGACAUUCAAGUUCAAAAUUAACAUUUUGUCAUUUACUCACUGUUAUGUUGUUCAAAUCCUGUAUGCAUUUAUUUCUUUUAUGGAACACAUAAGAUAUUCUGAAGAAUGUAAGUAACCAAACAGUUUUGGUUACCAUUGACUUCCAUUGUAUGGACAAAAAAAAAAAAAAAAAGACAUUUUGCAAAAUAUCUUCUUUUAUAAAGAAAGAGACAGGUUUGGAUCAAUAUGAAAGUGACUUUUCCUUUUAAAUGUUAAAAGACACCAACAUAUAGGAUAAAUAUUGUUUUUCAAAUGUAAAUGUUUUAUUAAAAUGAAAGAUGCAAGACAUUCAAGAAUGCACUUGAGAGUCGUUACAAUCCGAAAUCUCAAAACAGCGGGUAUUUUCUUUGCAUACAUAAACAGACUCCUAAUAUACGGAGAUCAUUGCUUGAGCCAAUCUAUGGAUUUUACUUGCUUUAAGAUCAAGGGAGGGUCAUGAAUAUUAGAAUCACUGCAGGUCUCAAUAUAUGGGUAAAUUUUACCCUGCAGCUCAUUGCCAGUGAACUUAUAGAUUUCAUAUUUAUUUUCCGCAUCAUAAAAAGUAACUUCUUUAUUUUUAAAAUCCACCUGGACCCCAAUUACAGAAGGUGUUUUACGAACGUUUAUUUCAAUCGGCUUG
Molecule: messenger RNA, 1428 nt
Organism: Pimephales promelas (fathead minnow)
Lineage: Eukaryota; Metazoa; Chordata; Actinopteri; Cypriniformes; Leuciscidae
Gene: c5h14orf119
Product: chromosome 5 C14orf119 homolog
Source: RefSeq, a predicted model, not a curated record